CGGGUUGGUUGCAUAUUAAUUAACUCAAUUUCGGAAAAAAAAACGUCUGAAACCUGCGAUAGAGUAGUUAUCUCCUGAGUGCACUUUACUCCGUUUUUUCAGCGGAAAGCUCUAGUUGUCCAUUUACCUCGUACAAACAGGUUGACAGGCAAGCAGAGCGAAAUUCACGCCCCUGGCUACUGGCCUGCAUUCUAUCAUCUAACAAACUUGCCAACGAUUGGCGAGAAUUUCAUCGCCUUUGGUAAUUUCAGCCAAUCACAGGGGCCGAAGAGCUACUGGUGCUGUACAAUGGGGAAGACAAUCCGGUGAUAGCUGCUACAGAUGGAGAACAGACGAGAGGUUUGAGCGAGACAGGGUAAAGGAAAACAAAAAUAAAAUCACCAUUAAACCACGAGGCGUAACGGAGAAGCCAGCCUAUUCUUCAGGGAAGUCCCUGGAAGAAUCAGCCAUGUCUCAGGAGAACACAGACCAGGUGCAGCAGCCAUGUGCUGCCUUUCUUGAGGAUUCUUCUCAGGUCUGCACCUCCAUUAUGGUAGCGGAGGAGGACGGCAGGGCUGAGGAAGCUGAGGAACCACAAUCCAGUGCUCCCCUAGAGAUAAACCAGUUGUCCCCAGUAGAUGCAGAGUUGGGACAAGCUGGUGAUCAACCAGGCUCCAACUCAAACUGUGAUGGACUUGAGGAGGAAGAUGCAGGAAAUCUGACCCAAGAGCUGGAAUCGGUGUCCUCCCAGCUGCAUACUGGGCUGGAUCCAAGUAAUUCUGCUGAAGGGGAACUAGAGUCGUCUGUGUUUUCCUGUGAGCACUGUGAGCGGCACUUCUCUACCAAACAAGGCUUGGAGCGACACACACACAUUCACGUCUCUGUGAAUCGUCGGAUGCACACAUUUAAGUGUCGGUACUGCAGCAAGCCCUUUGGCUCACAGGUUGGCCGUCGGCGUCAUGAAAGAAGGCAUGAAAAUGGACCUAUGAAAAAAAUGGCUCUAGUCUCAGGGCCUUCAAAAUCGCUUAGUCAGCUCAGUUCGCAGUCUGACAGUUCUGGCCCAGACCCUGUGACCGGUUCUGACAGCGCAGGUGUCAAUGGAUCUCCAAGCUCUGCCAAUCCCAAAGUCAGCUCUUCAACGCAAAAGGUCGCUGUUAUGGCGGAAGCACGACGGGCCCCCGCAGUGGAUGACAGUGGUGAAUCCAAGGAGCUUCACCCUUGUAAAUACUGCAAGAAGGUUUUUGGCACUCACACCAACAUGAGGCGGCACCAGCGGAGGAUCCAUGAGCGCCAUCUGCUGCCCAAGGGCAUCCGAAAGAAUGGCACUCUCCUGCAAGAAACACAGCUGCAGAAGCAGCCCCCUCCAGAGGGGUCCCCUGAUGCCAGUCCGCCGCCAGUCUACGUGCCCAGUGGUGAUGUGGAAGAUGAGGGUGGUCAAGAGGAAUACAUGGUUGACAUAUCCAACAACAUCUCUGAAAACCUUAGCCUGUAUAUUGAUGGAAAAAUCCUGUCGACCAGCACGGUCAGUAACUGUGAGGUUAUUCAGGUAGACUCAAGCUCUGUUGCUUUAUUUGGUCUGGAUGCUUUCAUUAUUAGCCCGGAUCAAAUCAGUCAGGUUCUCAAAGUAGACACUGCAGUUUGUACGGUAAAAGAGAAUCCUGCCCAACCUGUGUCAAAAAGAAGAACUGCUACACCACCUCUUCCCCCUAACAUAAAAACGGAGUUGGACUCUAUACCAGUAAUAUCCUCCUUAUCUUCUCCCUCAUCGUCGUCGUCACCGUCAUCAUCUUCAUCUGUAGUUGGCACCAGCUCUUCUCAACCCACAGAGACAUUAGCCUUUCAGAAAGAAAAAACACUAUAUCUCUCACCUAAGCUGAAACAGCUCUUGCAGACACGUGAUGGAUAUAAACCUACCUCGACUCUGAUCACAGAUGGUCACAGACCAGGUCCACCCCCACCCAUGGCUGCUUUGUCUGCAGGUUCAGGGAGGUUCAAGAGAAGGACAGCUUCUCCUCCUAACUCUUCGCAGUAUAACCCUGUUGGAAGCUCAAAGUCAGAGGCUGUGGUCUCUCUUGGGUCUAAGGCACCAAAGAUAGACAAUCAGGGCAGUUCCCCAACUCAAAGUUCAAGCAAUGAUGAGAGAGACACUGAUAGUCCACCUGGAACAGACCUCUUUAUAUUAACAACUGAAGACUGGCCAAACUCGAGGAGUGUCGGCAGUUCCUGCAACCAGCAGCCCUUGGACCUUUCCAGUGCUGUCAGUAAAAAAGAUGAGGGUCAGAAUAAUGGUCCUGGAGAAAUUGUAUUGGAUUUGAGCAUGCAUAGGAAGACCUCCACCGAACCUGAAGUAAAGGGAAGCUUAUCCACACAGCCUCUACUCAAGAAAAGAAAACCAGACACUAGUGUUUUGGAGAAGGUGUUGUUAAAUGAGUAUGAUGGAUUGGAGGUGGCUGUAGAGGAAAAUACAGGCAAAUUGGAGACCUCUCCGGGAGUGGUUGAACCUACAACACAGUGUUCUCCUGACAGCCACUCCCAUAAUUCUGAAGAACUUUUAUCAGAACAAGUUGUUGUCUCUGUCACACGUCAGUCGCCCCCUCCUUCUUUAACUCCUGUUACCAUGCAUUCCCCUUCCCCCUGCAGUCCAGCUGUAGGGUCACCAACUCCUCCCCCUCCUGUUCUGCCCUCUGCUUCUUCUCCACAGCCCCUGUCUGAAUCUACAGAACUUCAGUCCGCUUCCUCCCCAACCCAGAAAUCUCUUCCAGACCUAUCACCCAACAUAUCCCCUAGACCUCUUGAAAUUAAUCAGGGGAAGCUGUCACCUGUCUCAGAACAGGACACUAGCGUUAUGGUGCAAAACGUGGUAAAUUGUGCAAAUUUAUAUCAGUUAGCUGAGCCCCUGAGUUCUUCAGAACCAAAAAGCCAUACAUUUCUUACAAAUCAACCUUUUAACCAAAUGGCUUUACAUACAGCUUCAGAAUAUUCUUUAAUUGGUGGUUCUUCCUCUACGGCUAUAACAAAUUGCAAUAUUAGCUCUUUUAAUGUUACUCAUAGGGCAGUUGUUAUUGAAUGUACACUUUCCAUUGAGUCGUCUCAGAAUCUCGUGUCUGCUCCAGUCACUGUUCUUGAGAAUCCCCCUACAGAUAACUUGAUCGUAAACCAGGAGACAAAACUGGAAGAGCAGCCGAAAUCUCAUUCCCACACUCCACCACAUUCUCUUGACCCUCCUGUAUACCUGCCCCCCUCAUCAGAAUCGGCAGUCCCUUCUGUGUCCCAGGCUGUCAUACCUGAAAGUCUAGCACCUUCAUUGGCCCCGUUGUCUGGGCUAUCUGACUUAUCUGAAGGUGAUCUGAAGCUUGAUGACCCAGUUGCAACUUCAGCUGACCCACCUGAUCUGGCACCUUCAAGUCCACCUUCUGCCUCUGAGAGGACAUCUGACAAGGUGGAGUUCUUGCAGAAAGAAACUUUCUCGAAGAGUUUUAUGUGCAAUGUUUGUGAAAAGCCCUUCUGCUCCAUAAAAGAACUGAGUCACCAUAUCUCUGAGCAUGCAGAAGAGUGGCCAUUCAAGUGUGAGUUCUGCGUGCUGCUCUUUGGAAAGGCUGAUGCUUUGCUAGAGCACCGUUCAUCCCUCCAUGGUGUUGGCAGGAUCUAUAUAUGUAGUACUUGCUCAAAGGAGUUUGCCUAUCUUUGCAAUCUGCAACAGCAUCAAAACGACCUUCAUCCUGGUCAAAACUGCACAUACUCAGAAGUGGAAAAUGGGAAGCUGAGACCUCAGAAUCACAAUGGUCCUGUGAUGGAAAAUAGGGAGACUUCAGCUGGGGAUGGUCCCUACAGCAAUGUAGCCAGUGACGUGAAGAAGGAGGAUGAUCUCGAUGACUCCACGGAAGAGCUGUACACUACAAUAAAAAUCAUGGCUUCCGAAGGAGGCAAGCCGAAAGGUCCGAACGUGCGGCUCGGCAUUAACCAGCACUAUCCCAGUUUUAAACCCCCGCCGUUUCCGUAUCACAAUCGCACCCCUGCUGGCUCUGUUGCCUCCGCCACCAACUUCACUACCCAUAAUAUCCCACAGACGUUCACCACAGCCAUCCGUUGUACUAAGUGUGGCAGGAGCUUUGAUAACAUGCCAGAGCUGCAUAAGCACAUUCUGGCCUGUGCGAAUGCCAGUGAUAAGAAGAGGUACACCCCUAAGAGGAACCCCAUCCCCUUGAAGGAGUUUGCGAAGGCACAGAAUGGAGUGCUUUCCCCAACCGCAGCGGCAGCUGCCAAUGCCGGACAGAACGCCUUCCGGCGGAUGGGCCUCUCCAAAAGGCUCAGUCUCAACCAAGAUCCGUCUUCUAAGGUGAAGCUGAAUGCGCUUAUCCCCAGGAAAAACCAGCUGGCUCAGAAGGCUAUUUUGCAGAGGAACAAGCAGUCUCUCAUAGCCAAGAGGAGCUCUGUGAAAGUGGAGGAGCAGCUCUACGUUUGCCCACACUGCAAUAGGGAGUUUACUUACCGGGGCAGCCUCAACAAGCAUGUGGCUCUCAACUGCUCAAUGAAACCUGUUUCCAAAAAGUCCAGGAAGGUAAAAGCUGGCAGCCUGCCUGUCAGCCAGGAUCGCAAUGGUAACCUCCGCAGGCGAGCAGUAGAUUCCGGAAUUAAGCAACAAGGGCCAGUCCUUGUGCCAAAAUACUUGGGAAAAACCAGAACUCGAAGUUCUGGGCCUGGAACCGCUGUUCCCCUCAAGCCUCACCCCAGCAAAGGAAAAAUGGCAGUGCAGGCUGUUCAGCUGAAGAGGCCCGCCUCCUUGCCAGCGGCUCUUGUUCCUUUCAGCAAGAAAAGUAAAGCCACCCUGAACAGCAAUGUUGUGAUGCUGCAGCCGUCUCCUGCACUACCCUCUGUGCUUCCCCCGGUGCCCAUGAGAUCCCAGCGUGGCGAGCCGGACCCACCUAAGAGACUGGCCGAAGGGAACCUGCCAUCACAACCCAAGAAAGAGGAGCGCUUGGCUGUCAUGACGCGUAUGAGGUCAGGUGGGCCAGUCACCCGCAGUCUACAACUGGCCAAUAGCAAGACACCUGCUGUGUCAGAGGGAGAGAUGCCCAACUGAGAACGCAGAGAACCUCAGGACCCUUCAACAAAAUUUCCUGAGUAGGGCAAAAGGGGCAGUGCUGCUGGUCGACCAUCCAAGACCAUGGGAGGAGGCGGUGGAAGGGGAGAUGUGGCAGGACGUCCACAGACCCAGGUCCCGCUGAGAAGCAGUGGACUCCAGUAUGCUGGUUGACAAAGGGGACACGUUGUCCGUGCCGCGGGCAGACCCAGUGGGUUUAAGACUUGCACGCUUGUGAGCAUGUGGUGUAUCCUAAAGAUGGCUUCGGCUCUUUGCCGCUGUCGUGUAAGUUCCCCUGUGCACUUUUGUAAAAAAUAAACCUUUCACGUGCUAGAUUUGUACAUUGAGAUUAUACUGAUGAUGCUUUAAAAAAUACUCCCCCCCCAUUACUUGACCUGUAUAGAACACAAUUAGUCUCAUCAAGAAUAAUUGCUGAUUUUACUGCAAGUGGCAAUCAUUAUGUGUUGUGCACAAUGUCUACAUUGUUUGCUUGUUUUGUCACCAGUUUUGUGUUCCGUUUCUCAUUCAGGCCUUUUUAUAAUGUCUAGUAAUGCAUGCCAUGAAUAUGAGGUAUGACUUAAAACAACACUGUUAUUUGUGAAAACCACCUCCAUUUCUGUAACGUUUAUUGGUAUGAACAUCUGUAGUAUAUAAGAAAUAUGGUGUACAUUUCUUAAAUAUUACUGAUAUCUGAAUGGUUUAGAAUGGUAUUUAUGCUACAGAAUCCUGCAUCUAAUGCUAAGAAAGCUGCCUCUUUCCCUCAGGCAGGAUAUUGGAAUAGGCAGAGAGACUCCCGUGCUGUUGUCCGCGAGGGACAGUCACAGUUCUGGGUAGCCAGUGUUUCAUGAUGACUGAGCAGCCUCACUCUGAAGGCAGCAAUCAGGCCCCAUCUCGUGUAAUGAUUACCUUCUCUGAAAUGCGCGUUUCUCAUGCUGAAUGAAUACUAAGUCUACCAAUUUACGACACUACUCCUUAACUGUCAGCUCACUGCUGAAAUCACUGAGUAUUUUCAUUUCAAUAUAUUUGUUUUUAAACCUGUAUGUUGCAUUAAGUGUAUUACAGUAUUUUUUAUUGUAAUGACAGUACCUUGGUCUAAAUACUCUGACAUCAGUCAUGGCUUCAGAGGUGAGUAAAAGUCAUUGACUUUAAUGAAGAAUCCCGACACUGUGGUUGUGGUUGUAUUUGUUCACUGUUCACCUUUUGAUUUUCAAAUAAUUGUAGUGCUUUUUUAAAACAGCAUUUAUUGUAGGUAGAACUGCUCUCACUGCACUCAGAAGACGGAUAUGAUGUUGAAGACACUUGAAAAUACCUUCCUAAACAGACUCCAGAAUAAUAAUUCAUAGUAUACCUCCCCCCAAAAAAAACAAACUGCCCCCAGAGCUUUGACCUAAUGCCACAUAGAUUACUGAUUAUUGGUUAUUUUUUUUUUCUUAUAUUGACAUGAUGCUGACAAGGCAGUGGUUUCCUUCCGUUUUUUCUGCAAGUUGCUUUUUACAGUACGAGAAAUGAUCGAACCUUUUGAAAAUUCAUUUUCACAGCCCAACCAUAUUUUGACUUCAAUAGCUGAACUUUCUGAAAAUUGGAAAAAAAAAAAGAUGGAGAAAAGAUGAGACUAUGGAGGAAGGAUUUGGUAUCUUUGUAUGAAACAUGGGUGGGUAGCUGUGCGGCGUGAAGGAUUAGCAGCACGCUUUGGCCUGGUGUGUUGUGACAUCAGGCAGUUCUGGUGUCAGCAGUAGGGAAUCGUCUAGCAAGUUUGGACAUACUCUGCUGUAUAAAAUUAAUCACAAUGAUUAUUUUUCUUUAUAGAGAAUAAACUUUUAAAGGCCUGCUCCGUAAACACAAGAACUCUUCAGUGGCUCAUGGAGGCAGGAUGUGGCUGAGUGGGCUAAGUCACUGUGCCUGUCAUCAGGAAUUUGCUAGUUCAAGCCCAGCCUCGGCACGUCUGCGGGUCCUUCAGCCGGGCCUUUAACCCUCCCUGGGUGCUGCUAUGGGUGGCUGCCCUUCACUGCCAGCUUGCUCUCACUUACAGGGAGCAAGCUGGGGGAGGCAUAAAGAGAAUUUUCCUCCAGGGGUCAGUAAAGUAUCUAUUAAAAAAAUAUAUAUUGCCAUUGAAGCUGAUUUUCCGUCUUAGCCGCACAGACGAUGAGGAUGACAGGGUCACUUCCCCAGGAAAAGGUGAAGACGUCUCACAUCAUGACCGAAAGGGUGGAGAGGAUUUAGUUUUUUCUGGAGGUGUGUAGUUAUUGAGCCAGAUGAAUCUACCUCUGAAGCACUUCGAACUGAUGCGUUUUGAAAAGUUCCUCUUUUGCUGUUUUGAGAGAAUCUCUGCACUUUCAAAACUGUCAUUCCCGUUAACCGCUGGGCCGCCUGGGCGUGGCCACAGAGGAGGGGUUCACACCUGUAACAUAAGUGACAAAUAUGUUAAAAGCCUUUAAUUUUUAUUCAGAUUUGUUUGUCUUUGGAAAUGAUUGUUGUCCGAUCAACACAUGGUUUUAUGUAGAGUUUGUAGAGUAAAUGGGGACAUUUUAAAGGUUUGAAGAGGUACACUGGGUAGGGAACUGCCCGAAUAUCUCCACAUGUGUUACACAGACUGUUGGAAUUGAAGUUAUUAAAAUAUGUUUUUCCCUUUUA
Brienomyrus brachyistius is the source of this 7690-nucleotide messenger RNA. RefSeq names its product PR domain containing 2, with ZNF domain a (gene prdm2a). Lineage: Eukaryota; Metazoa; Chordata; Actinopteri; Osteoglossiformes; Mormyridae. Gene Ontology annotation, cellular component: nucleus. The record is from RefSeq and is a predicted model, not a curated record. The transcript has 3 exons. The coding region runs from base 449 to 5059 and encodes 1536 amino acids.